AUGGCACAACGUCCACGUUCGGUGCCUGGCGGCGGCGACUUUCAAGCAGCACCGACGCCCUCGCCCAUCGGAGGACGCAGUUUCAUAGACCAUGCCAAGCUUCGCAUCCUUCUGGCGCCAGUCGGUGGCAUCUCAGAAGCAGACUUUGCCAAAUGGUGCGACUAUGUACGGACCUUUGAAACCAUCCGACUCGUCGACCUCCCUUCCAAUUGCUCUGCUAGACGGCGAGCUGCCGCAGCAUCAUCUGCCAACGGUAGCAGCAGCUCCUCUUCCUCUUCUCUCAUGCUGCAGACGGGCGAGAUCCACCUGUCUUUCGUCACAAGCUAUGAUCCAGAUCACUCGUUCUUGGCACCCUUCAACAUGCACAGACAGGUGCUCGGCGCACUCGGUCUCGCAACAUACUCGAACAGUGCGGUCAACAAGCACGAGCUUGAGGCGAGUCCAGCAGGGCUUAGAGAACUUCACCCUGGAGCGCUGGUGCACCGGGUGUUUGGAUUUGACUCUGGCGCCAGAAGGCCAGAGACCGUGGAUCUCAGUUCGAUAAAGGACGUCGUUGCAGCGAAAAUCAAUCAAGCAGAGCAAACAAGGUCACCAUUGGGCGCAGGAUUGGCGACAGAGAUAUCAGGGACGGGCACGAGCGGCUCAACGUCAGACUCGGUCACGCCAAAUCCGCCGAUGUCACCGGACGCGUCCGGGUUCGCUGCACAUCGCGACGGAGGCUUGAUCAUCUUCCCUGCAGUACGGAAGGACGGCAAAGAUGUACGUUUCUACCUCAAGACGCUACUCGCUGAGCUCGUGGCCAACAUCCUGGACGGCUUGGAUCACAUUGUCACAGGGCUGGAGGGAACUCCGCUAGAAACGCCGAGAGAAACGCUCGAUGGAAUCGCCCCGAACAAGCAACCUUCCUCGGCGUCGAGUUCGAACGCUUCUACGGCAUCUUGGCUCACCAAAACGAGCACCGCAGCCACCGGAGCUGCGAGUCGAGCUUCGAGCCUGUUCACUGCCUUUGGCAGCAGCGCUGGUGGUGACAUCAGCACCGCUGGAUCCACGCCGACUUCAUCCAGACCAUCCAGCGCUGUUGGAGGGGGAUCACAUCCAUUCGAAUUGAGCUCGCCGACCUCCGCCGCCUCAUCUCCUACUGGGGAGAACUCUACUCGGAGCAAAAUCCUCGCGGCGAACGCGAAUAAAAGAAGUGCAAAGCGCGUCACGAGCGCAUCAGGGACCGGACCAACGGGGUCAGGCAGGUACGCCAAAGUCAAAGCCGAUCUCCAUCUUUUGUCCGGAAACCUGUGGGAUGCGCUCGAAGGAUAUUCGAGCGCAUUGACUGCGUUGGGAAAGGAACGUGCGCUAGCAGGAGGUCAAGACGCAGUUUGGUUCGCCAGCGCGCUCGAAGGCUUUUCCGUCGCGAGAGUACUGGUCUCCCGAAUGGGCGGUGUCGUGCUCGAGAAAGCGCCUUGCUUCGACCUUCCUUGGACAUCUGCCUCUGCAAAAGAGAAGGACAAGGACAAGGACGGUAUUGCUCGCCCGUACGCUGAGCAGAGCUGGGGGGAGAUUGCCGAAGCGUACACAAUCGCUGUCGUCAUCUACUCGAAGUGCCUCGCGCCGCCUAGUGUUCUGCUCGAGCCGGUGCGAUCGGUGACGAACGACUCGCCGAGAGACUACACGCACCCGUUGAUCCAUGCUAGCGCCUGCACACAGUAUGCACGCUUCCUGCUCGCCGUCUGGGCCUCGGGUGGUUGGAACGGAGAAUGCUUCGACCAGCUGGUAUAUGGAGGUGUACCGCCAUCCUUGGCUGAGGAGAAACCAACAAAUGCCAUGUAUCUCGGCAUGACGGCAACAUCUGGCGUCGCAAGGCACGACAUUGCAGCGGCGGCCUCUUCAGCGCUUUCGCAUUCGAUCAUCGCCCUCAAGCCGACGGACCAGAUCACGCUCCUCAGUACACUCACUUCGAUCUUUGGAUGCAUCGGCUUCUCCCGACGCGAAGCGCAUCUACUGCGCCAUUUGCAAUCGACGAUAGUGGGUCUGUUCGUGAAAGCGAAGAAGGUCAAUGCGAGAGCACCGUCGACAGCCUCGCUACCGAUCCUGCAGCAUCAACAGUUUGGCAAGCAAGACGACGAGGUGCUGGGGAAUAUUGUGGCCCAGACCACGUACGAGUCGCUAGGACCUGGACCGGAAGCGGUGCUCGUAUUGUCGAUGCAGAUCUGCGAGACGUAUGGUAUCCAUGUAGAGGUGGAUCCUUUGCGGAAUGUUCCCUCGUACCAUAUACUGUCGAAAGCAUCGGAAGGACUGCGGAGCGCCUAUGCCUCACCCGCUCUUGGAGGGUCCGAAGAGUGGAGGUCGACUCAGCGACCGACACCUCCCGUUCCUGCAGCAAGUGGCGAUGUUGCCCUACUCACGCCGCUCGAGAUGGCCAACGAAGCGCCAUUCGGGUGGAAAGAGCAGCAGAUCGCACUGCUCAAGGAGACCAUCUCCAUCGCCGAGCUCCUCUCCGAUUAUGUUGGGAUGGCCUUCUUCGGCGCCAUCCUUUUACGCGACUUCCACCCGCUGCUCGAUGCGCAGGAACAGAAGGACCUUAUGAUUGGCACUCAGCGCGCUGUGCAGGCUGCUCGUUGGGCUGGCGCGCAAGACCUCGCAGUCAAAUACUGGGGUCCCGCAGAACCACUCUGCAGCCUCGAGAUUCUGCCGCUCGCGCUCGAACUCAUGCCAUACGAAAGGGACGCAAAGCAACUCAGGACCGAAGCAGGCGCUGCACUUGCCGAUCAGGGCGUUGCUGGGCUGAACAAUCCUUUCUUCUGGAACCCAAGCAGCUCAGCUCCGGGCAAAGCCAAAGCAAUGGCUGUGCAGGGCGAGCAGAUUCACGUCAUGGCGACUCUGCAAAAUCCGUUCGCGGUCGAAUUGCAUAUCGACACUGCAAAGCUGGUCGGCGAAGGAGCAGGGUUCAUCGCCGAAGAUGCUGAGCGUAUCACCAUCCCGCCGUGCUCCUUUCAAACCGUGCGGCUGUCAUGUAUCGCUCAAAGUACGGGCAAAGUGACCAUCAAAGGCGUCACCCUCAUGCUUGCCGGCGGGUGCACGGAAGAACAGACUUUCCUGCUGCCCAUCUUUGAUGACGAAAACUCCAAACAGCGACGCAAACAGGCCGCUGAGCAAGACGAUCGCACCACAAGACUCAAGGUCUCCGGCUUGGACGCGAGGAGCUCUGUCAUCAAGCAGAAGGCAGGUGUUUCAAGCGAUGCUGCCAAGCCAGGUGUGGGGAAAUGGCUGGAAGUGACUGUUGUCGCAGCUCAGCCCAGCGUGGCAGCCUACUGCAACGACCUUUUCCCGUUGGGCGGGCUGGACAUGUUCGAGGGCGAAUCACGCACGAUACAUCUCGAGCUGCACAAUCUUUCCACCUCGCUCGAAGUGAAUUUCGUCAGCAUCGGGUCCACGGACAAUGUCAGCGAAGCAGCGAAAGCAGCGUUGAGCGAAGGGGAGCUGUUGCCGCAAGACAUUCACGAGACCGAGUGGGACCUGGUGCAUCGACCGGUGCUAUCGUGGGAGGGCAGCUCAGCAGCGGUGUGGAUCGAACCGGGGGCGAGUACGACUGUUCCGAUUCAGGUGCGUGGGAAGAUCGGAUGCACGACUGCCACGGUGAACGUCGAAUACGGACACGUGGACAGGCUUGGCGCAGGUGCAAAGUUCUGGGUGAGGCGAUUGGAGGUGGGGAUGCGGAUGACGGUGCACCCUGCGGUGGUGUGUAGUGGAUUGAGCGUGGCUCCUCUCAAGGCUGGGGAGGCAGCACGUUUGACCAAGGAGUGUCUUGUGUCAUCCGAUUCGAUCCCGUCUUCGCUGCGAUCGCUCGUCGACGGAUCGAGCAUCAAGAUGAAGAGAGAAGACUCGGCAGACGAGUUCGUCGAUGCCAUCGAAUCCGAGCCACAGGCGGAACACGACGACUCCGAGUACUGCUUGCUCAGUCUCGACGUGUCGAACGUGCAUCGCGAAGAUGUCUUGCUUCGAUUCGCUUUGAACACGGGUGGCGUCGUUCCGCUCCAUCUGUAUCGUGUUUUGCGUGCAGGGAGCAGCACGCGAAUUGUGCUUCCACAACCGCGGCUCGAGUUGGACCCGAGGACUGGGCAGCUGGUUGGGACAACCUCGGUACAUGGCAAUGACGCCGAAGCCGAGAGGGAGGAGGCAGGGACGUUCCCGCCCGUCCCAUCGAUCUGGAAGGAGAACGCGAACCGCCAGUUCAUCGUUUCCAAGGUGAAGUUGGGCGAAGAGGAGGAGAGACAAGUGCGGAAGAACUUCUGGUAUCGACAGGCAUUACUGAGUCGGUUGAGUGGUCGCUGGACAACCUUGUCCUCCGUCCACGACUGCAGCUUUUCUCAUCUCGACAGCGUUGGCUUCCAUGCAGGAUUUGCAGGACACAACGCUGUGCAAGGCGGAAACAUUCCCCUGCGCGGCCUCGUCUCCAACGGAGGCGUUCUGCUCGACGACGCUUCCCUCACACAUCUCCAGAAAGACCCCGUCAAACUUCACCUCGCCUUCCCACCGUCUCCUCGAGCAGAAUCCUUCAUCCCCAUCACGCUGACGCUCACCAACCGGCUCGCCAGAACGAUCAGACCGCUCAUCCGUCUCGUUACCACCUCUCCAACCAUUCAAGACGCAGCGCUGUUGGACAACGUCAUCAUCUCGGAUGGUACUUGGACGGCCGCCCGUGCGCCCGAAAUGCGGGGAAGGGGAGCACAGAUCAGCUCCCAGUGGGACGUGACGUUCUUGUCACCGGGACAGCACGCAUUUCUGGUGGUGGUGGAGGAGGCUUCGGCUCCAGUGAAGGGCGACAGGUUGGCGUUUGUUUCUCCGCCACACUGCGUGGACGUGCUGCCUGCGGUGUAG
Pseudozyma hubeiensis SY62 is the source of this 4869-nucleotide messenger RNA. RefSeq lists its product as hypothetical. The record is from RefSeq and is a predicted model, not a curated record. Bases 1 to 4869 code for a protein of 1622 amino acids. Lineage: Eukaryota; Fungi; Basidiomycota; Ustilaginomycetes; Ustilaginales; Ustilaginaceae. The transcript has a single exon. Gene Ontology annotation, cellular component: trans-Golgi network.